UCUCUACCCUUAUUCUUAACAUGACAGACCAUAAUACUGAGCCCGAAACCCCCGAGAUUGUGGGCGCGGACCAGGGCGGCAACCUGAGCGAGUAUGCAGACCUCGAAGAGCUCACCCAAGAGCUGUCCGCGAGUGACUCGGAGGUCCAAAAAGCGCUUGAGGUAGUAUUUCAAGCCUCCGACGCGCAUCGCCGAAAGUCCUCCCUUGUGCCCACAGAGGCGCAACGACCUGCAAACCUACGACGGCGUACGCAAUGCUUCGUACAUCAGUUAUUAAAGAACCAAGAGGGUCUGCAUGUCGGCAGCCCCAAUGGCAGCUAUGUCGGGCUCGCGCAGGAAAUGAAGAUGGACAAAGACCCAACUCCGUGGCAUGAGGGCCGACACGACUCCCGGCUUCUCACAAAGAAGCAGAUAUCCGACAUGGCGUUUGGGAUAAGGGAACUGGCGAAGAAGCUUUCGCAUAUACAGUUGAAGAUGAAUGUGCAGAAUGUCUUCAUUUUGGCCAAAGCGCAUGACGAGACGCUGAUACAUAAUACGCGGGAGGUGGCAGAAUGGUUGCUGACGAAAGAUGGUAGCUACAAGGUAUAUGUCGAAAAAACCCUAGAACACAACACUAUAUUCGAUGCAGAAGGGCUGCUUGGUUCACACCCUGCCUUUAAAGGUCGGCUAAAGUUCUGGACGAACAAGUUGUGCGCCGAAAAGCCUCAGACCUUCGACAUAGUCCUCGCUCUUGGAGGAGACGGCACCGUUCUAUACGCCAGCUGGUUAUUCCAACGAGUCGUACCACCCGUACUUGCCUUCUCCCUCGGUUCUUUGGGGUUUCUGACCAAGUUCGACUAUGAAGGGUAUCCCCAAACGCUCACCAAGUCUUUCAUGGACGGCAUCACUGUCAGCCUCCGACUAAGGUUUGAAGCUACAGUAAUGCGAUCACAAAGGGGGCAAAAUGGCAAUGCCGAACGAGACUUAGUCGAGGAGCUCAUUGGAGAAGAAAGCGAAGACAACCACACCCACAAGCCUGACGGCACUCAUAACAUCCUUAAUGAGGUUGUGGUAGAUCGAGGACCAAAUCCAACGAUGUCUACUAUUGAGCUUUUCGGCGACGACGAACACUACACCAGUGUGCAAGCGGAUGGUAUGUGCAUAUCUACUCCAACAGGCUCCACAGCGUACAACCUCGCGGCUGGUGGGUCGCUAUGCCAUCCCGACAAUCCCGUCAUCCUAGUCACAGCGAUAUGUGCCCAUACCCUCUCAUUCCGACCCAUCAUUCUCCCGGACACCAUAGUACUGCGAACGGGCGUGCCGUACGACGCUCGGACGAGCUCGUGGGCUAGCUUUGAUGGGAGAGAGCGUGUUGAACUCCGACCUGGUGACUAUGUGACGAUAUCAGCGUCCCGCUUCCCAUUCCCUAGCGUGCUUCCUAUAGAGCGGCGGAACAAGGAUUGGAUGGAUAGCAUUUCGAGAACCCUGAAUUGGAAUUCGAGACAGCGGCAGAAGAGCUACAAGGAGUGGAGUUGAGUUUUCUGGGCCGCGUGGGGUUUUAAACGUUUGGUUCGAAGAUACAUCAAGGGGUUGGAUUGGGCUUGAUUGAAUACCAUAGACACAGUCUGAUGUCCAAUUCUGUCUACCCUAAGAGUGUCACCAUUUGAAGUCCUCCAACC
Messenger RNA from Mytilinidion resinicola, 1657 nucleotides. RefSeq names its product NAD kinase. The record is from RefSeq and is a predicted model, not a curated record. Bases 21 to 1514 code for a protein of 497 amino acids. Gene Ontology annotation, biological process: NADP+ biosynthetic process; NAD+ metabolic process. The transcript is spliced from 7 exons. Gene Ontology annotation, molecular function: NAD+ kinase activity. NCBI's taxonomy places the organism in Eukaryota, Fungi, Ascomycota, Dothideomycetes, Mytilinidiales, Mytilinidiaceae.